UGGCCAAAGUGGAUCGCUGUUAUUACAGAGAAUUUUGUACAAGUGACACGUGUACAAAGGAAUAUGAAUUGUUUUAACGUUUUGACGCUUUUCUUAUUAUUAAAUUUUAUAUCUUUUUUAAAUGCGUUAUAUUUCCACAUCUCGGAAACAGAGAGAAAAUGUUUCAUCGAAGAAAUUCCCGACGAAACAUUAGUUGUGGGAAAUUACAAAUGUGAACUGCACGAUCCAAAGACUGGAGGCUUCAUGCCCUCUAGUCCUGGCAUUGGAAUGCAUGUGGAAAUUCAGGAUCCCAGUGGCAAAGUAAUUCUCUCAAAAAUGUACAGUUCAGAGGGUCGAUUCACAUUCACUUCCAGCUCUCCCGGGGAGCAUGUCAUCUGUCUCUAUUCAAACUCUUCGAAAUGGUUCAGUGGAAGUCAGCUGCGUGUACACUUGGACAUUCAAGUCGGAGAGCAUGCAGUCGAUUAUGGAAACGUUGCUCAGAAAGAAAAGCUUACGGAAUUACAGUUGCGAGUCCGUCAACUUUUAGAUCAAGUAGAACAGAUCACGAAAGAACAAAACUAUCAGAGGUAUCGUGAAGAGCGAUUCAGACACACCAGUGAAAGUACGAACCAGAGAGUGUUGUGGUGGUCAAUUAUCCAGACUGCCAUGCUUGUUCUCAUGGGCUUUUGGCAGAUGAAACACUUAAAAAGCUUUUUCCAAGCAAAGAAAUUGGUGUAAAGUGGAAUAUAUUAAAUAUAUUCUGUAACUAAAACGUGAAUGUAUUUAUCGUUAUGUAACUAGAUGAAGGAUAAAAAGAAUGGUUACCUUUUUUUUUAA
Messenger RNA from Centruroides sculpturatus (bark scorpion), 816 nucleotides. RefSeq names its product transmembrane emp24 domain-containing protein eca-like. Bases 64 to 717 code for a protein of 217 amino acids. The transcript has 4 exons. Gene Ontology annotation, cellular component: endoplasmic reticulum-Golgi intermediate compartment; endoplasmic reticulum; Golgi apparatus. NCBI's taxonomy places the organism in Eukaryota, Metazoa, Arthropoda, Arachnida, Scorpiones, Buthidae. The record is from RefSeq and is a predicted model, not a curated record. Gene Ontology annotation, biological process: Golgi organization; intracellular protein transport; endoplasmic reticulum to Golgi vesicle-mediated transport.